UCUCAUAUAAGGAACAUUUCUUGUCAACAGAGUAAAACAUCUUUCAUUUAGGAUCUUUGUCAGGCUGUGACGUCAAACAUCGCGCUGUCUCCUGCGCGAACUCUCGUUCGAAUCGCCUUUUUCCCCCACCCCGGACUUUUCUCUGUUUUUUUAAACUCCCAAACAGCUCCGGAGAUGAACAGCGUGGGGGAAGCUUGCACGGAACUGAAACGGGAGUACGACCAAUGUUUCAACCGAUGGUUCGCCGACAAGUUCCUAAAAGGAGAGCGCGGCGCCGAGCCGUGCGAGGACAGCUUCCGGCUGUACCAGCGUUGCGUGCAGAAGGCCAUCAAGGACAAGGACAUCCCGGUGGACGGCCUGGACUUCAUGGGUCCCAACAAGGACAAGCCCGAGAGCUGAAAAACACCAAAAAAUGACUAGAAAAUCCGGCAACAACAACAGUGCGCCAUGAGGCCAACUGAGCAUGCGCACUGGAUGAUGACACGUUUGUUAUCGUGUCUAUGAAAACUGCAAAUCAGCAUUUACAUGAGAUUUUUUGUUCACGCACCGAUUAUUGUCUAUACAUUCAAUCGGUACGAUAUUUGCCAUGUCGCAAAUACCAUUUCGUUACCGAAGCCUUUUUGUUGGGGAAUAAAAGAAUUGUCAAUGAACGGACGUCGAGCGCUGUCAAUGGCAGGUAAACUAGAGCUAACAGGAUUGAUUAGCAAACGACUUAAGCUACUUUGAUAAUCAAUAAAACUGUUUGAGGAUUAACCAACUUCUGAAUUGUCCAAAUUAUUUUUUUCACUCAAUAAGUUAUUUCAAUUUUAGUUUCCCUUUCAAAGAAAAAAAAGUGCCAAACAGUAAAAAGCACUGUUAAAUUUGGUUCAAAAUGGAAAAAAAAAACAAAAAAAAAAACAGCUGAUUUCUGGACGAAAAAAUUUACAUAAAUGUUACUGUAGCAUGCUGUAAUAUAUAUGGCGGAAAACACAGACAAGACUGAAAAAGCAGUUUCUGCCCUUGCACUCCUCUUUAAAAUAAACUAUUUUAAGCCAAAAGAACUGUUGUGUUUGAUAAAACAAUAUGUCUAUAUGCUGCCAUACGCAUUAUGCCUCCAAACUAUUUUUAAUCUCAGUUUUACCCUGGAAACCCCAGUUUACAGACGUCGCACAACCGCUUGUUUCAACUAAGCCAUAAAAACAAGGUUAUUUAUUAUUCAAAAUGUGUGUCAUUUUUAGCUUAGAAUCAUUCAUCGAUGUCUAAUAUUUCAUUUAAAGGAAAAAAACUUUUUUUAAAUUACUUGCAUAUUUUGAACUUUUAAGCAAAUUACAUCACAAUGGAAAAAAUUGGCGUCUGUAAAUAAGUCACAGAUAUCGUCUACCUCAUAACUAUCCCGUCACUGUAUUUUUUUCAUUACUGUCACUUUUUUCCCGAUAUUUUAGAUGAUAAUUGAUCCAAACAAAGAAAAAUUGGGGGGAAAAAAAAGUUUAAAAGGGUAAAUAUAGGAAAAAUCUCGACCACUCCUUGAUGUCUGCGAUUUCUACAUCGCGACCCUUGUUAUAUGACCAUGUUUCACCCAUAAAAUCCCCCAAAAAUCCGGCUCUGGCCAUUCUUAGCUGUGUCUUGAUACUCGGUGAUACAUGCUACAUGUAGUUUUGCAUCGAAAAGAGCGAUAAUAUCUUAUUAAAAUCAUGGCGUCUUUAAUCGUGCUCUCGCGU
Molecule: messenger RNA, 1697 nt
Organism: Corythoichthys intestinalis (scribbled pipefish)
Lineage: Eukaryota; Metazoa; Chordata; Actinopteri; Syngnathiformes; Syngnathidae
Gene: triap1
Product: TP53 regulated inhibitor of apoptosis 1
Exons: 1
Coding region: 175-399 (74 amino acids)
Biological process (GO): phospholipid translocation
Cellular component (GO): mitochondrial intermembrane space; nucleus; cytosol
Molecular function (GO): phosphatidic acid transfer activity
Source: RefSeq, a predicted model, not a curated record